Messenger RNA from Juglans microcarpa x Juglans regia, 942 nucleotides. Its product is annotated as glycine-rich RNA-binding protein RZ1C. NCBI's taxonomy places the organism in Eukaryota, Viridiplantae, Streptophyta, Magnoliopsida, Fagales, Juglandaceae. The record is from RefSeq and is a predicted model, not a curated record. Gene Ontology annotation, molecular function: zinc ion binding; RNA binding.
GGGAGAGAGAGAUUGAUGGCUGGUAAGGAAGAGAACCGAAUAUUUGUCGGGGUGUCGUGGAACGUCACGGAGCGACAGCUACACCAUGCUUUCGGCCGCUUCGGCAAAGUUCUAGAAUGUCAGAUCAUGAUGGAAAGAGAUACAGGCCGACCACGUGGAUUUGGGUUCAUUACUUAUUCUGAUCGUCGGGGAAUGGAAGAUGCUAUCCGGGAGAUGCAUGGACAGGAGUUUGGUGAUCGGGUAAUCUCAGUGAACAAGGCCGAACCCAAAAUGGGAGAAGAUAUAGACCAUGGUUAUAGGGGAGGAGGCUACUCAUCUGGUGGCAGAGGAAGCUAUGGAGGAGGAGACAGGUCUGUUGGGCAAGAUGAGUGUUUCAAGUGUGGGCGCCCAGGGCAUUGGGCAAGGGACUGCCCUUUAGCAGGUGGUGAUCGAGGUCGGGGUGGUGGUUCAUUUUCUUCACGGUCUAGAUUUGGAGGGUCUGGUGGCCGUGGGGAUCGCUAUUUGGAUGAUCGAUAUGAUGGAGGUAGGGACCGGUUUGACAGCAGAGACAACAAAUAUGGGAGCCGUGAUCAUCGCUCUGCUGGUGACAGGUACCCUCCUGGUGGAGAUCGUUUUGCAAGUGAUAGGUAUGGUGGUUCAGAUCGUUAUGCUCAAAAUGGUUAUGGCAAAGACAGAGGCUACGAGAGGGAUGGUAACUCACGCGGGGCCAAUGACAAGUAUGGAAGUGGAGGAGGAUCAGCAAGGACCGAGGGAAGAAGUUACAGGAACAGACCAGGACCUUAUGAACGCCCCGAUAGGGCAGGGCGCCCAUCUUCCUUUGACCGAUACUAAAUGUUUCGCUGUUGCGUUAUUUCGGAGCUUUUGGGUGUAGACGCUUUGUUACGUUUUGGUUAGUUCUAAUGUCAGGAUGUUACAAUUGGAAUGAGCGGUAGGUUGGGUGAA